AUGUCCUGCAGCCCCUCAAGGGAUGGCGAAAGUGGGGAUCGUCUCGGGGAUCGUGAAGGGGAUCGUCUCCAGAUUGGGGAUCGCUUUGGGGAUCGUCUCCAGACCCACAGCGAGGGCUGGGGGAAGCAGCAGCUGCUGCCCCCAGCUGCUGCUGCCCGCAGAAGCAGCAGCAGCAGCAACAGCAGCAUCAGCAGGCGCCUCGCCGUAGAAGCAGACACGCAGCAGCAGCAGCAGCAGCAGCAGCAAGGGGACGAAGCUGCUGCUCACCCAGUGGACGCGAAUCUCUCCGAGGCAGCUGCAGCAGCAGCAGCACCAGGAGCAGCAGCAGCAGCUGCUGCUGCUGCUCCUCAAGGCGAUUCGGAGUUGAAAGAAGCGGCUGUGGAGCCCGCAGCAGCAGCAGCAGCAGCAGAUGCAGCAGCAGCGACAGCAGCAGCUGCAGCACCAUCUCUUGAGGUGGCUUCUUUAGGCCAUCCGUUAGCUGCUGCUGUUUCUGAGUCUCUCUUGUCUUCCAGCCAGGAGCGUGAGCUGCAGCAGCAGCCAGCAGCAGCAGCUGCUGCUGCUGCAGCAACAGCGGCGGCAGCAGCAGCAACCGCUGCUAGCGCGGCAACAGCAGCAACAGCAGCAACAGCAGCAACAGCAGCAGCAGAGAAGCGGCAAGGAAGCAGACACACUUCUUCUGAAGUUGAAAGAGGCCGCAAGCGCAGCGAUCACAGCUCGCUGCUGCUGCCUGCUGCUGCUGCUGCUGCUGCUGCUGCUGCUGUGAGUGAAGGCCCAGUGCUGCCCUUGAACGUGUCUUCUUUAGAAACAGCAGCAGAGACUGCAGCAGCAGCAGCAGCAGAGACUGCAGCAGCAGCAGCAUCUGCGUGCUUUAAUUCAGCGCCUCCUUUGUCUGAGGGGCCCCCGGAGGCAGCAGUUGCUGCCUCAAAUGCUUCAUUGCUGCGGCUGCCGCUGGAGUGCAUCGACAGCUCAGCAGCAGCAGCAGCAGCAGCGGGAGGGCCCGAGAGCAGCAGUGCGCUGCUGGCGCUGGGGGCCCCGGGGGCCGCGGGAAGCAGCAGCAGAGGUGGGGAGACAGCUGGGGAGCAGCAAAGGGGAACUUUGCUGCAGCAAAACAGUUUAGAUUCUGCUGCUGCUGCUGCUGCAGCAGCAGGCAGCAGCAGCGCCGACAGGGCCGAGGCGCCUUUCUCCUACACGGCUCUGUUUAGGAGGUCCUUCUCGGCCCCCAGCCUUUGCGGCGCCGAGACCCGCAUAGACCCUGAGGGGCCCCUGGGGGCCCCCGGGGGGCCCCCGGGGGCCCCCGGGGGCCCCGUGGGGGGCCCCCCUGGGGGCCCCCGGGGGCCCCUGGGGUCCGGGGGGUUUGUGGAGAUGGAAAUGCUGCGGCAAGGGUGGGGCCCCUAUGGGCCCCUCGCGGGCUUCAUGCUGCACUGUUUUGCUGCUAGUGAUUCUGCUGUAACUGGAAGCGAGGAGGGAGCAGCAGAAGAGGCGCUGCAGCAGCAGCAGGGGCGCAGCAGCAGCAGCAGCAGCAGCAGCGGCAGCAGCAGCAGCAGCAGGGCCUCCUCCAUCUCCGCAACUUCCCCCAGGAGAGGCAGCGAAGCAGAAUACGAAGCAGAAGAUGAAUUGACAGCCACGAGGCAGCAGGGGGGCCCCCGAAGGGGCCCCCGGAGGGGCAGGCUGAGGGAGCAGCAGCAGCAGCUGCUGCUGCAGCAGCAGCAGCAGCAGCGGCAGCGCCACAACCAGGACAGGGCGCUGAGGCGGUCCUUCCGCUCCUCCGAAAGCCCCAGCCUCGAGUGGCAACACAGGCAGCAGCAGCAGCUGCUGCAGCAGCAGCAGCUGCUGCAGCAGCAGCAGCAGCAGCAGCAGCAGCAAGACACGCAGCAGCCCGUACCUGCUCCCUGGAGCCCCCGCAGACACAGGAGAAGAGACAGGACCCGAAUUGGGGCCUCCCCUCCCACUUCCUCCGCCUCGGGGGCCCCCCAGGGGGGCCCCCCGGGCCGCGCGGGGGCCCCCCUGGGGGGCCCCCCGGGCCGCCCGGGGGCCCCCCUGGGGGCCCCCCCGGGCCGCGCGGGGGCCCCCCGGGGGCUUCGAGGGGCGACGGCCAGCAGGCGGCCCUCGGCGCUGAGUGUGGGGAAGCCGAGUUACAGCAAGGGGGGCCCCCCAAACCCUGAAUAA
Messenger RNA from Eimeria necatrix, 2166 nucleotides. RefSeq lists its product as hypothetical. The transcript has 2 exons. The coding region runs from base 1 to 2166 and encodes 721 amino acids. The record is from RefSeq and is a predicted model, not a curated record. Lineage: Eukaryota; Apicomplexa; Conoidasida; Eucoccidiorida; Eimeriidae.